Messenger RNA from Paraglomus occultum, 342 nucleotides. The record is from the annotation of a GenBank genome assembly. NCBI's taxonomy places the organism in Eukaryota, Fungi, Glomeromycota, Glomeromycetes, Paraglomerales, Paraglomeraceae.
AUGGAAAAAUGGAGUUCUCGGGAGGAUAAAGCUUUGGUCAAACUCUACAGCGUGUGCGGUUUCCAAUGGAUAACUAUAUCCCAUAUGCUGGGUACCAAAUCUGCUUAUCAAUGUGCUCAAAGAUGGCGUAAUGCGCUGCAACCUGGAAUCAACACAAACUCGUUUACUCUAUUCGAACGCGAAGCGGUCAAAGAGCUGUACUGUAUCCAUGGUGCUAGAUGGAGUAGAAUUUCCUCGUGUCUUCCUGGUCGUACUCCAGAAAUGGUAAAAGCCGUCUGGGAGCAGAUGCAAGCGGAAGAACGUAUUCGAGUUCAAAUGUCAAUACAGAAAUUAUUGAAUUGA